This is a messenger RNA of Colletotrichum orchidophilum, 867 nucleotides long. Its product is annotated as FluG domain-containing protein. The record is from RefSeq and is a predicted model, not a curated record. The transcript has 6 exons. Bases 1 to 867 code for a protein of 288 amino acids. Lineage: Eukaryota; Fungi; Ascomycota; Sordariomycetes; Glomerellales; Glomerellaceae.
AUGUGCAUCAAUAACGUCUACUUUAUCCGACCGAAAUGUGCGGACGAGACCGAAAUCAACGUUGGGAGCAUGCUGCGCAAACGCAAGCGAUGUAUAUCCGCUCCAGUAGCUCUACACCACCGCUACUGGUCGCUGCAUGCACGGAAUAAUGCUAAAGAAGUGUACAAGUUCCACGAUAACACUAUCGUCCGCCGCUUCAACUACCGAAUCCCUAGCAUCAACGGGAAGCAGGUUCUUGGUGUAGACAAUCUGCGAGUGAUCCUAACCUUCAACAUCGCAUACGACACGGCAUCUGUCUCCUGGAGCUGCAUUGGGAAUCUCUCGCGCAAGCCCGACGCAGAGAACACGGAAAGUGACGGAGAUGAGGGGGCACAUGACAAGGGCUCUUCGCUGCUAGAUCAGCCACUCCUGCAGGAGACCGUAGGUCGUUGUCGUCCUGAGGCUCUGUGCUACGAGGUCAUCCUCAUAAUCGUGCGACACCCUGUGACGGGUCUAGCCACGCCAGCCAUGGCCAUUAAGUCCAUUCACCAAAAGGAAACGGAUAAUAAGCCAAGACCGUACGUUCACAUUGAAAUGGUCCCGGAGGACGUCUGGAUUGACUUGCCUGCCGACCCGGAUAUCGGCGAGCCGGAGCAGCGACGAGCAAUGUCGCUAAUGGCCGCACCCUGCUCAGUGGAGUUGAGUGCGCACAAACUAAAAGUGGUGAAGGAGUAUCGCGAAUACUACUUUUAUAGUCGACCAACCUGGGAUAUCGAGAAACAAGCUCACGGCGACGAACAAGCGGUGUGCCACGAGCCGGAAGUCCACUUGCGGAUUGCCGAGCGUGUGCGACUCACUAGUGUCCUUUCCUAUCAGUCGGGCAACUAA